Molecule: messenger RNA, 2379 nt
Organism: Babesia bovis T2Bo
Lineage: Eukaryota; Apicomplexa; Aconoidasida; Piroplasmida; Babesiidae
Product: Vacuolar protein sorting-associated protein 35 family protein
Exons: 2
Coding region: 51-2339 (762 amino acids)
Biological process (GO): retrograde transport, endosome to Golgi; intracellular protein transport
Cellular component (GO): late endosome; retromer, cargo-selective complex; retromer complex
Source: RefSeq, a predicted model, not a curated record
AAAUAUUGUGAGAAGGUGUAGCUAUUCAUUGGCCUAACGUUCACCUCAACAUGUCGAGGCGAGGAGGCUGCUGUCACGAUGAUGCCUAUGAUGGCAACUAUGGCUAUCAUGAGCUCGAUCAGUGCAAGCUACUUGAAGAAUCGCUAUUUUAUGUCAAAGAACAUGCCUAUUAUAUGCGCCAAGCUUUGGACGCUAAUGAUUUGGGCGAAGCACUGAAACGUGGGAUAAAUGUCAUUAGCGAGUUACGUACUUCAAGUUUAACGCCAACUAGUUACUAUGAACUAUAUAUGAAGGUUUUCAAUGAACUACAAAUAUUAUCUGAUUUUAUGGGAAAUGAAGAAAAGAGUGGCGUGAAGUUAAAUCAGUUAUAUGAAACUGUCCAACAAAGUUGUUUUAUUUUGCCGCGAUUAUAUUUACUGAUUAUGGCAGCAUCCCAUUGUAUCAGAGAAGGUAAAGUAUCAUCCAAUGAAAUAUUAAGCGACGUUACUGAAUUGUGUAGAGGUGUACAACACCCUGUCCGUGGACUUUUUCUGAGGUAUUUUUUAAUUCAAAUAUGUAAGGAUAAGUUGCCAGACUCCGAUGCCAAUAAUCCCAAUGGGACAUUGGAGUCGUUUAAUUUUUUAAUGAGUAAUUUCAAAGAGUCAGUAAGAUUAUGGAUUAGAUUGAAUAAUGGUUGCCAUUCGCUCUUGGAGCAAAAGCGAUGCGACAAGCAGCGUUUGGAAUUGGGCUUGUUGGUCGGAACUAAUUUGGUCAGAAUGGCGCAAUUAGAACAUUUGGAUUGUGAAUUCUACACUCAGACGGCUUUACCAGCCAUAUUAGAAGAAAUUGAGUCAACAAAAGAUGUUGCCGCCAAAAAGUACCUGUUGGAUUGCCUAAUACAAGCUUUCUCAGAUGAAUACCACCUUAAAUCAUUACCCAAUCUUCUCAAAGUCAUCGUUAAUUCUAUUUCUACUAAUGACUGCGUUAAAGUCGUAUGUACAUUGAUGAAUCGGCUUUCUACUUAUUUCCAAUCCUCUGAAUCUGCAGGUGAUGAUGUCCAUGUGGGUGUUGUGUUCGAAGUGUUUCAUGAUCACUUAAGCACAAUAAACAUACGUGAUGGAAUCACUCUAAAGUGCUUUUUAGAACUUCAAGCAAGUUUUGUUGAGUUCACUUCAACUGUGUACCCCGGAAUUAUUGAGCACGUUGAAGUUAUUCUAACCCAUGUGGUUAACGUUUUGAGUUCAUGCGGAACUGAGAACAUGAUUCAUGAACCAGAGGCUUGCGAAAGUAUCGUAAAAUUACUUACUUUACCUUUACAUACCCUUGGUCUGCGGUCAUUGGAUAUGCAACACAAUGAACCCUUAUUGGGAUUUUUGCCAAAGCAUUUGCACAGGAAUGUUGCAAGGGCAAUGAUUGAUGCGUUGAUUGAUUCGAAACUAAAGAUUGAGAGCUGCGAAGUCUUCGAAUCGAUAUGCCGUUAUUUGAAAUCAUUGUUUGAAAAAGCAGAGUAUGAACCGUCAGGUCAUAUAUUAAUGGAAAAUCAAAAUCACGUUUCAAGAUUCAUACAUACCAUUGAGACAUAUGACCCCAAGGACCAAUUUGACAUAUAUCAGCGUUUGUCAAAACGUAUGAUUAGUCAAGGUCCUAUGCACUAUCGAUACAGCAUAUCUACACUUAUUUGCCGAUCUCUUAUGUUGGUUUUCAAGCCAUUUGAGCCCGCUGGGGAAUCGACACCUGUUCAUAGAUCUCCUGAUACACGUGACGCAGCAGAUAUGGCAUUGUCGAUAUUUAACUUUGUUAACGAUUUAUUGGCUCGUGUGAAGCCCAUGAUACCGGAGGAAUCCUUGAAGUUGUCUAUGAUGUCUGCAAUUACUGUUAAUGAGCUUUGUGGCCUUAUGAAUCUCGAUAUGCAAGAAGAGUCCAACUACAUGAAAUUUGGCAAUGUUUGCCAUAACUUUAUCGCAAACUGCUGCAUCAUUUUUGAGGAAGAAGUUGUGGAAUCUGACUCCCAACAUCGUUGUCUCCUUUACCUCAUAUCAGCCUUCUGUUCUAAAAUAACAAUUUUAGACCCUGAACAUCAAUCUUCGAUGGCAAUGAGACUAGCGAAAUACGCUAUUGGUAUGCUGAAGCUGGAACAGCAGUGUUCUGCUCUAGCUCACGUUGCAUCAUCAUUUGCCAAUAGUGGGGACCACUUUAAGGUUAAAUGGGCGCUUCAACGAUCUCUUACGGCAGUGCAGCAACAUCAGUAUCUUCCGCUUGGAGAUGUUAGUCAAGCAUUAGCCCCUGUUAAGGUGGUUGCUGCAAAUCUGCAGAAUCGGUUUGACCUGUCUGACCUCAUGGAGGCAAUCAACCAAUAUUAAUUUUUUUACCAUACAUUUUACAAUUCAUGAGUGAUAUAUC